GGAGCAGCGGCGGGGAUGAGAGCUGGCCACCCCGACGCCUUUCUCAGAGAUGGCCUCAGCUGAGCAGUGAUCCUGCCGCUGCGCACUGGGAAGACUGACAGGUGACUGACAGGUGACCGUCCGUCCGUCCUCUCCCCCAAGAAAGGCGGCAAGAAGGAGGGGAGAAAAGGAAAACACACCCGCAUCAACCAAUGCGAACAUGUACAGCGUGGAGGACCUCCUCAUCUCUCAUGGAUACAAGCUGCCCAAGAACACGGCCUCCUCUACCACCCCCACCCCCACCCCUGCCUCUUCAUCCUCGUCCUCAUCCCGCCAGGCGCCCUCAUCCUCGCCGCCGUCGUACAGCAAGCACCACGAGAGCUCGGGGAGCCGGCCCGGUAGCCGCGCGCUGAACGGCUACGAACGAGGGUCGAGGGUGACGUUCAGUAACGACUCUCAAGCCUACGAGGCUGCAACCGCUUGCCCUAACAACAACGGAGAACCCAGGGACAGGAGCCAGUCCAGGCAGGAAGGCGAGGCCCAAGGCCAAGUUGACAUCCCGUCUUAUGGAGAUUCACUGACCUCAGACAUUGGGCUCUGCGAUGGCUCCAGAGGUCAACAGAUGCAGUCCAAGGACGUGUCCUUCUGGAGGAGGAGAGGCCAGGACUUCACCGUGCUGCUGGACUACGCCGACCUCAGAGAUCCCCACGCAAGUGGACAAUGGGACUACAAAAGGCCGCAGGGGCCUCAACAAGCCAGAGGUCAGGAGUUGUCCGCUGAGGAGCGCCAGAGGGUCGUGCAGGAGAGGCAGCGCUGGGCAGCCCAGGUACAGGCUCGUGCCAAAGAGAGGGAAGCGGCGCUCAAUCGAUGGAGACUGGCAGCUGAGAGGAAGUGCCAGAGCCUGGGGACAGACGAGUGGCGUCCAACCGUCAGCUUCAGUCGCCAGAUGUCGCAAAAUGAGGGUGAACGUUGGGCACUGGAGCAGCAACGGCUCCAUGCCAGGACACCAGAGGGAAUGGUAGUUCACCCCAGGACCAAAGCUAAAUCCCAGUCCAUGCCCAGGAUGUUGCGGCCUGGGAGCCUGCAAUAUGUGGACGUGGCCUCGUGCGGUCAGGAACUGUACAGACGUGUCAACGGUCACCCCCUGUCACACCAUGACCUUUACAGGGCACCCCGCUGGCCCGAGAACGACAGGCCAGCAAGUGCCAACCAGUUGUCGUUAACGCCAAAGCCCCGCUUCACCCGGCCCCCGAGACCUCCCUCCUACGAGAUGCACCAGCAGAUCAGGGGAAGUUGCGAGGUGUUGUCUGGGAGAGACUCCGUUAUUUCCCAGACAAGGGACAGGACUCCUCUUCCCAUCCUGCGGACAGGCGACGCGCCACUGGACUAUUUUGCACAGGAGUCUGGACCUCCAGGAUACAACCCCCCUCCAUCGUACAAGCGAGCCCCUGUGAUUAUAGGGGGGCACCGGGGAUUUGGUGAGAUUGCAGUUGACUACAGGUACAGAGGUGAUGUGUACCAACAUAUACAUGUGGCUCCAGAUGGAUCUCACUGGAUCACUCGGCAUCCUGCAGGUUCUUGGUCUGAGCCACCCAGAGAAAGGUGUAUGGCAGGCCAGAAGCAACUCCAUCCUUUGUGUAGUAUGCAGGUCCCAGGCGGAGGCGUACAAUAUAUUUCUUUUGAUGACCCCCGCAUCCGGCACAUUUCCUCAGCCCUGGGCGGGAACUCCCUGACAGACGCUGACAAGAUUCGUCACAUCCGCAAUGAGCUUCCCAGCACCACCGUGUCGGAACCAGCUUCCGGCAACAGUGCCUUUUUGCCUCCGUCUGUGGGGCCUUUUAUCACUGCCAAACUGGCUGGUGAUGUUAAUCAGACAUCUUCAUGUGACUUUGACAAUGACAAUAAAAGGUGGCACAGCAAUUUGCACAAAGAAACUGUCGAUAACUUCUCAGCAACUGACCAAAACUGCAACACAUAUUCCAAAAACCAACAUCCUCCUCCAUUGCCAUCUUCAGCCUUUCAAGCCCCGAUAAGAAGAGCAUCAUCUCGCCAGGGGUCCAGUUUAGAUCAGGUUUUUGCAGAAACCAUCACACAAGUGAAGAAAAUCGUCCCAGAAUCAGGGUUGGAGAAUAACCGCAGUACAAAGAGAAGAGUGAGUGAGACCAUCUUCUGCCUUGUGUCUGUUCCCCUUCACACACCAACUAACCUUAAUAAAGAUUCAUCUGCAGAUCAGAAUAACAAUGACACAAAACGAAGUUUAACGAUGACCAAUACAGGAACAUUUGCAGUUGGUCUCAAAGAGACCCGCAGUCUGCGAAGUAAGUCGGUCAACGAGAUGCCCAUCAAACUCCAAUACUCACACUUUCACACCAGCAGCACUUCCUCCCUGAGGAAUUCCAAGAGGGCUCCUCUAAGGAAGGAAAUUAUCGAUGCCUGGGCACUCCAAGCCAGUGAUGACAGGGAGAGGUGUUAUGCUGGGUCCUGGCCAGGAAACCAAUACCGUAACCAAGAAACCCAGACUGGCUCACCUUUGACUGUUGUGAAAAGUCCAGAACCCCAAAGCCCACCUGGGGUCCAAGAACCCGUCCACUCUGUUUUGGACAGAACCACCGACAGUGGUGUGGGGACAGACAACGGUUCCGCUUAUGGAUACCCCAUGGCUGGCCAGAAAGACCUCCAUCCCUCCAGCAACAGCGCCUUCUCUCGUCUCAGCAACAGCCCAACACCACAGCAAUCACUGCAACCUACGGAACAACAUCUAACCUCCCCAUUUAAGAAACCGGAUCAAAGAGACCAGAAUCCAUCCUCUCCAAAGAGGAGCAACUCAACUCCUCCAGAGUGUUCAGAACAAGUGGCCUUUGGUCAGUUUCUACUAAAACCAGUAAAUCGACGACCAUUUGAUGCUAUUGGUGAGCUAGAGAGCAUCAAUAAGGAGAUGGAAGACACAAUCAGCAAAAGACCACAUGUGGGUCGGUCAAUUGAUGAUCUAGAUGGCACGAAUAAAAGAUUUAACCGAUAUAAACCACAUACACGAUUCAAUGCUUGCCUCAAACCAGGCAGAGAAGGAAUUAAUCUUCCACCCGUACUCUCAGAAAAAACUGCUAUCAAAGUCAGAUCGAGAUCUUUUCCUUCUGCCGAUGAUCUGGAAACCAUGGGCACACAAAAUAUUUUUUCCAGACCACAGUGCAACACACCAUCAACAUAUAAGGUAUGCCUGAUGUCCAAUCCAGACGAGAGGCCACCUCGGUCCUUGCUGCCUCAACACAGGGAUUCAAACCAACCCUAUCGGCAGGAUAUUCCAGUCCCUCAGGAGUCAUUGCUCAGGGAUGUUGGACUAACCGUCUACACAGAAGCCCCUAGUGGUCAUGGGGAGACAAUGCAACGCUCACUCCUGGUCCCAGCGCCACUUGACCACAAGGACUUGUCAGUGCAGCUUUUAAGUGAGAGCGGCACAGCGCUUGUUGAAAAUACUCGCUGCCUAGAGCACAAUUCUAGUCAAGAGCUUAAAGCUGAAGUGGACACGGAGACAAAUGCUUCAUUAGACACAAUUCCACAAUACAAGGAACAGCUGAGUUUGAACCUCGGUGAAGAUGAUGGUGAUGAGAAAUAUCGAAUCUCUGAGCCGGUAAAAUCGAACGAGUCAACAAUGGCAGAUAAGCAUCUUGAGACCUUACUGAUUCAUGAGAAAGCUAAUGCAUUACCUACCGAGGACCUCAGUGGCUUGUAUGAAGUUAAAUGUGCAAAGGGAAUCCCGGAAAAUGAAUCAAUUGAGCAGAGAGCAGCCAGAAUCCUGGGUAUUACCAUUCCAGUGGGGGCCUUGGGUGUGUCUGACAGCAUAGAGGAGUACAGUGACGAUAACGAACCUUUUGUAGCUGAGAAACCGCGUUAUUCAGAUGAAGACAAAGAUAAUGUGAUUGAAGAGCCUGAGCAGGUCGAACAGGAAUCCGUCAUUUUACUGGGAGCAGAUAUAGAAGAGGCUAAGCUAUUAAUAAGGGAAUACUCCAAUGAAGAUGGCCGACAAAAGCACAGCUACAAUCACGAUGAUGGCGAACACAAUGAAGAUAAUGUCGCUCAGCCGGGAGCGGUACUGGAUCUGCCUGAAUUCCCACCAAGUAAUCUGCCUCUGUCCCUACCCGUCAGCCCUGAUGAGAAACUAGCACACAAAAUGAGUAGAGGAGAAAAGAAGGGAUGUGGUGGAGCCAGCAAAUUAAUUGAAUCUCUGCAAGAUAAGCUAAGCUCUUCUGCUUCUGCAUCUGCUGCAUCUCUGGGCAGGUCAACCAUAGACAGAAUGGCCCGUCUCAAAGAGCUGGACUCUGUGUCUAGAAUAAGACGCCUCAGCCUGAAAGGGGCCGACUCCAGUAGAGAAUGUGAGAAUGAGGAGUCUGGGCGGGAGAACUUAGUUCAAGAUGAUUCUAAGGCGGUGGAGGAAUUAGAAGAUGAAGGUCUGAAGGAGCAGAAAGGAGGAAAGAAGGAUGUGGAUUAUGCAGUUGAACAGGAAAAUUCAUGUGAAACACACGUUAAGACGGUAGCACUCCAAGAAUGUUGUCAGUCUGAUGAAGAUAUAUGCAAAGUCGAUGGAAAACCAAAGGAGGCAGAACAGACUAAUGAUGUUUUUGCACUGAAAGCAAUACAUGAAGGUAGGGAAGACGUUGAAGUGAAGGGAGACGAAAAAGUACAGCUUGAAGUUGUCGCCAACGCAGGCAAACAUGAACAGAACGCAGCAGAAGUUAGUCGGUGUGAGAAGACCAACAACAUCAAAGUAGAAAAGGUGCCCAAAGCCAAGCGCCGCACGAAGCUCCAAAAGCCUCCGCUUCUUCCUAAACCCCGAAGUGUUCCCAAGAGAGAAAUAAGUCUACCACUCAGCUUCAGCUCUGGGACCUUUACUUCCUCGAAUAUGGAGGAAGAGGAGGAGCUGCACACGGUCUCAGACUCCUACGACCCCAGUCGAGUGGAGCGAGUAUAACCGCUGACUCUGCCUUUUUUCUCUUUUUUUUUUCACCAUCCGUCUUCUCAAGUUAACGACCCUUUUUCCACCAAGGAAGGCUUUCAUCUCAUCCACGGCUCCUUUCGGCCGUGACCCUUCCAGUAUCGUUACAUAUCUCUAAUCCGACAGCCAAAAAAAGGUGGUGUCAGUUUCCCCCCUUCCUCAAUCUCGUCGCCCCACCAAGUGAACUGCCUUCCUUCAAGACGUCCUCUUUGUCGCUUCUCUAACGUUCCUCUCCCGACCGGGUGUUGAUUUCUGAAUGUCAAAAGUCCUUCUGCUCUUCAAAAAAAAACACUAAUGUGACAGCUUUGACGGUAUUGCAUUACAAUCAGUUCCAAAACCUUCACCAAAUGUAAAUAAGAACCAAGUAUAAAGUUUUAUCUAGAAUAUAUAAAAAAGGGAAUAUCAGUUGAAGAAAUGUAUAUUUUCUUAAAGCGUUGGAAAAUGCUACAUUUUUUUUUAAAUUGUGGUAUUUGGGUGUGGCACUAAUAAUAGAACCCCCUUGUUCUUUGCUCUUAUACCCGCGUGAUAGCGAAUGUACCCACAGAGUCUGGGUCGCAACGAGAAACACUGUGGUCUUUGAACAGCAAUAUCGUUAUUGUCUUUUUUUUGGUUUGAGUAUUUAAAACAUUGGUGCUCGGCUUCUUACACCACCGCCGCCACCAGAGCAUUACCAGUAUGAACCUGUAUUUUUCUGCGUUCAAGAGAGGUCUAUAUUUAACUUUGCCGUGGUUAGAAGUGCUUUUCUGCAGGAAACGACCGUGUAGCUAUUUCGAGGUAUGGCGUGCCUUGUGUGUCCACGCCUCAUUCACGUUCAUUCACCCGUAAGUGGGGGGGGGAAAAACGGCACAUCUUUGAGUUUUGUUUUCGAGUGAACACGGCAGGAAUAACAAAAUAGUUGCAAUAAUGGGAAGCAUACUUGCCAACCCUCCCGGAUUUUCCGGGAGAC
Nerophis lumbriciformis (worm pipefish) is the source of this 5912-nucleotide messenger RNA. It is a transcript of the gene jcada, whose product is annotated as junctional cadherin 5 associated a. Gene Ontology annotation, biological process: positive regulation of blood vessel endothelial cell proliferation involved in sprouting angiogenesis. Lineage: Eukaryota; Metazoa; Chordata; Actinopteri; Syngnathiformes; Syngnathidae. Gene Ontology annotation, cellular component: ruffle membrane; adherens junction. The record is from RefSeq and is a predicted model, not a curated record.